Setaria italica (foxtail millet) is the source of this 2034-nucleotide messenger RNA. Its product is annotated as keratin, type I cytoskeletal 9-like. Lineage: Eukaryota; Viridiplantae; Streptophyta; Magnoliopsida; Poales; Poaceae. Bases 150 to 1376 code for a protein of 408 amino acids. The record is from RefSeq and is a predicted model, not a curated record. Gene Ontology annotation, biological process: response to heat; regulation of abscisic acid biosynthetic process. The transcript is spliced from 2 exons.
CAAUAUACCCGUGUGGCCGUGCGCCUCGCUGAAGAAGCGCACCCGACACCGCGACGACACGGCCACACGGGCAUCGCAUCGCAUCGCGCACUCGCACCCAAAGCAAAACCCCCUGUUCGCUUGUCUCUCUCUAGAUCCACCCCGCGGAAAUGGCCUCCUACGACGGCGACGAGGACUCCGGCCGCCGCCGCCCUCCUUCGCAGCACCGUCCGUCCGGCGGGGGCAGCGGGGACCUCGCAUCGAGCGCCAAGCUCGUGGCGGAGGCGGCCAAGCUGGCGCUCCAGGACCACAGCCUGGAGAAGGUGGACAAGGGCCGGGUCGCCGGGGCGGCGGCCGACCUGCUCCACGCCGCCUCCCAGUACGGCAAGCUCGAGGGCAAGCCCGUGGGAGGGUACCUAGGAAAGGCCGAGGAGUACCUCCACCAGUACGGCCGCAAGGAAGGGGGCGCCGGCGGCAAGCAUCAGGGGGAGGAGGAAACCAAGUACGGCAAGAAGCCCAGCGGUGGCCAUGGAGGGGGGAGAUAUGAGGAGGAGGAGGAAGGGUACAAGAAGAAGCCUGGUGGUGGGAGUGGCUAUGGAGGUGGAAGGUAUGAGGAAGAGGAGGAUCACAGGAAGAAGCCAAGUAGUGCUGGCUAUGGUGGAGGGAGGUAUGAGCAAGAAGAUGAUUACCAGAAGAAGCCUACAAGUGGUGGCUAUGGUGGGGGGAGGUAUGAGCAAGAAGAUGGUUACAAUAAGAAGCCUACAAGUGGUGGCUAUGGUGGGGGGAGAUAUGAGCAAGAAGAUGAAUACAAGAGGCCUCCAAGUGGUGGCAGCGGUGGUGCCUAUGGUGGAGGGAGGUAUGAAGAAGAUGAGUACAAAAAGAAGCCUAGUGCUGGUGGAUAUGGGGGUGGAAGGUAUGAGGAGGAAGAUGAUUAUAGGAAGAAGCCUAGUGCUGGUGGAUAUGGGGGUGGAGGAAGGUAUGAAGAUGAGUACAGCAAGAAGCCAAGUGGUGGUCAUGGUGGAGGGAGGUAUGAGGAAGAUGAUGGGUACAAGAAGCCUAGUGGUGGUGGAUAUGGCUAUGGGGCUUCAAGUGGUGGGGGUCAUGGAGGAAGGUACGAAGAAGAUGACUACAAGAAGAAGCCUAGUGGGCAUUCAGGGGGAAGAUAUGAAGAAGAGGAGGGGUACAAGAAGACUGGUGGCCAUAGUGGAGGGAAGUAUGGCGAGGAAGAUGACAAGAAGAAGAAGAAACAUGGUGAUGAUGAGUCAGAGGGUGGUGGUAUUGGGGAUUACCUGAAGCUGGCACAGGGUUUCAUGAACAAAAAGAAUGGGGAGGGGGAGAGUGGGGGUGGUAUGGGUGACUACUUAAAGCUUGCAGAAGGGUUCAUGAAGAAGCGGUGAUUAAUCUUUUCCCAUGGCAUGGUUCAGGAAGGACUUUCUUGUGUUUGGUGAAGUUGGCACAAAUGUUCUUGAAGGAGCAAGGUCAGUAUACAUCAGAGGAGGGCUCGUGAGGAAAUACUGGCCGAUUUCCUCAAUCAGGUACUGGUUGGUUGAUCCCUUGUGUCUGCAAAUACUGUAUUCAUCUUUGAUCACCUUCGUUUGUUUGAUUGUGAAUCUUCAUUGGUUAAUAAUAUUGCUGUUGCAGGUGAGAUUCAGUACUGAACAAUAAUGUAACCGCUAGAAGAUAAUAUUCCUCCCUUUACUUUUUAUAAAUUGCCUCAUGUUUACAAGAGUAUUCUGCUUCAACUGGAAAUCACUAGUGAUGCAGUGCUUCUCAAAUAAAACUUAAAUUAGGGUUUAUUGAUCUAUCUGUAAGAUGCAAUUUAUGUUACUGUAUUCGUCAACUUAUUCAGGUACUUCGUUUGUGUUCAGUAAACUCCUACAACAUGGAUAGGAACUGCGAUCAUGUCUAUAAGGGUCUAAAAACCUAAAGUAUCUGGAUAACAGCUAAAUACACCUGGAUUAUGUUCCAGGGAAUGUACUAGUUCAUGUAUAAAAAGAAGUCAGACGUUCCAGUAGUAGUUCAUAUAUAAAAUGAAGUCAGUUCAUUGUUUACUGU